GGUCUCAGAGUCCCCUCUUCCGUGCAGACCCCCAAGCUGAUCACUGCGUCUACCGCCUCUGCCCCUCCCUUACGUACUGUUCUGACCCCAAUGCUCCUGUGGCCACUCUGACUGCAGGUUACCGUGUCCGGUGAUGAUUUCCUCCCACUGGGGCUUCCGAGGCCUCAGGGGUGGUCCCAGGGUCGUCUGAGGGCCCCUCAAAAGGUGGCCUCCAGGGUAGUGGGUAGGUUCGAGCAGCUGCGCAUCUCGCUGCCAGCAGAGGGCGCCGGUGCCCUGCAGACCGCCAAGAGGAAACUGCCUUAGAAACUCCCCUGGAGGUUCUUCUCUGAGGAAACUGAGGCCCAGAGAGGAGUCCUACCGUCUCGAGGGCACACCGCAGCCCUGACCCUAGGGGUUCCUGGGACGUCCCUUCCACUCGGCUGUCUGGGAGGGAACUGGGGCCCGGGUGAGGGGCGGGGGGGGGGGCUGCCAGGUGUGGGCACAAGGACGCCUAGGGGGUUUGUAGGAGUUUGCUGGGGGCUGCAAAUUGGGACAGGAACAUCGAGAGAUGGGAACAGCCUGGGCAAAAGCGCCGAGGCGCGACAGAGUGGCGGCUUGUGGGGAGUGGGUUGAUGACGUAGGAGCAAGGCUCUGGGAGAGGUCGAGCAUGGGCUACACAGUGAUUCAAGGCCCGACAUUCUGAGGUCAGGACUGAUUUUCUGCCAGCUCUACAAACAUGGAAACUUAGGUUUUAAGAGAUUGUCACUAGCCCGGGGUCACCCAGCUAAGCGGGAUUCUAAUCAGAAGAGGGGGGCCCCACGCACUUCCUCCUCCUUCCGCCAUCACUUAGAGGGGAAACUGAGGCCCAGGGUAGUCCUGGGCACUCAAGGCCCCGAUUGGGUCCAGCCCAUCCCACACCCCUCUAGCUCGGGGCUGAACGUGUCUCGAGUCAUAUCUGAAAGUGGUGGCCAGUUGAUGAUUAAACCUAGUGCCAGAAUGCUCUUGCUGGGUAACUUCAAGCCCGGGACCCGCUUCCGGCCCUGUUUCCCCUCUUUACCCCCGGGGUCUUCGAGAGACCGGCUCUGGACCCCAUGCUUCAGUUUCACCGAGGGUAGAGGGCAGGCAGCUGGGGCGUUUGAGGUUUUGCUCCACGCCUGGGAGGAGCCACGCCCCUCGCCGCGCCAUUGGUGUGGUCCUUUGUGGGGGUGGGGCCUGUGUCUCGCCCCGCCCCGCCCCGCCCGCCGUAUAAAGGCAGCGCCGGCGCCGGGCGCACAGGAAUUUCUGGCCUGGUCCGCAAGUGCGCCUGCGCACGUUGGGCCGGUUCGUGUUCUGAAGCUGUAGCCUCGGCGCCUCGCGCCGCCGUGCCGCCGCGUCGCGGGUUCGAGGCCAGGGUGUGUGCGUCGCGGGUUCGCAUCCCGGCCGCGAUGCUGUUCGACAAGGUGAAGGCGUUCGUGGUGCAGCUGGAUGGCGCGAGCGCGGGCGCCGAGCCGGUGUUCAGCGGCGGCCAGGCCGUUGCCGGCCGAGUGCUGCUGGAGCUGGCGGGCCCGGCGCGCGUGGGCUCCCUGAAGCUGCGCGCCCGGGGCCGCGCCCACGUGCACUGGACCGAGUCGCGCAGCGCCGGCUCGAGCACCGCGUACACGCAGAGCUACAGCGAGCGUGUGGAGGUCGUGAGCCACCGUGCCACGCUACUCGCGCCAGACACCGGAGAGACCACGACGCUGCCUCCCGGGCGCCACGAGUUCCCGUUCAGCUUCCAGCUGCCUCCGACCCUGGUGACGUCAUUCGAGGGUAAACAUGGCAGUGUCCGAUACUGCAUCAAGGCCACCCUGCACCGGCCCUGGGUCCCUGCCCGCCGGGCAAGGAAGGUAUUUACUGUCAUAGAGCCCGUGGACAUCAACACGCCUGCCCUGCUGGCCCCUCAGGCGGGAGCUCUGGAGAAAGUCGCCCGAUCGUGGUACAGCAGUCGUGGCCUUGUCUCCCUCUCGGCCAAGAUUGACCGAAAGGGCUAUACGCCAGGUGAGGUAAUCCCCGUCUUCGCCGAGAUCGACAACGGCUCCACACGACCAGUGCUGCCUCGGGCAGCAGUGGUCCAGACGCAGACCUUCAUGGCCCGAGGUGCCCGCAAGCAGAAGCGAGCAGUGGUGGCCAGUCUCUCGGGCGAGCCCGUGGGCCCGGGGCGGCGGGCGCUGUGGCAGGGCCGGGCGCUGCGGAUCCCCCCCGUGGGUCCUUCCAUCCUGCACUGCCGGGUGCUACACGUGGACUAUUCCCUCAAGGUCUGCGUGGACAUCCCUGGCACCUCCAAGUUGCUCCUGGAGCUGCCGCUGGUCAUCGGCACCAUCCCCCUGCACCCUUUCGGCAGCCGCUCGUCCAGCGUGGGCAGCCGUGCCAGCUUCCUGCUGGACUGGGGGCUGGGGGCCCUGCCAGAGCGACCUGAGGCUCCUCCCGAGUACUCAGAGGUGGUGGCAGGUGGGGAGGUGGCGGCCGCGGGGCAGAGUCCCUUUCCACCGCUGCAGGACCCUGACGUGAACCUUGAAGGCCCCUUCUUCGCCUAUAUCCAGGAAUUCCGCUACCGCCCCCCACCCCUGUACUCCGAGGAGGAUCCGAACCCACCCUCAGAGGCCAUGAGGCCACGCUCCAUGACCUGCUGAGGGGCAAGUGAAUACCUCGAGGGAUGCGGGUACACACAGGCUUCUGGCCUCCGUGGACAUGGGGAACGGCUGGAUCAAGAGCGGCCCGACCGGACUGCGCUGAAGUUGGGGAAUCCGCGGCUCGGAACAGGGCAGGGCUUUCCGACAGAACCCAGGACGGGGGAAGAGUCUGGAACCUGACUGACGUGGACUGGCCCUCGCGAGGCAUCAGAUGCCGCCUGUCGGAUCCUGUCUUGUCCACGCCGGCCUGUGGACAGGGCUCGGGUCCCCCGGGAGCCUCUGGUCUGGGAGAGACGUCGCCAGACGUAAACGCUUCCGGUCCCGUGGGACCAGAGGAAGAGCUCCAGGACCGGGAGGGUCCAGACGGGAGCAGAGAGGGCUUCCCGGAGCAGAGGGCGUUCCGGCUGAGGCGGUGGCGUGUGAAUAGCGGCCCAGCAGGCAGACAAGCGAGAGGAGGAAGAAGUCGGAGAAGGUCAGAGCUGAGCGAUGUUCGGAGAUCACCCCCUUCAUCUCAGAACUGGGGCUCAGAAAGCGAGUGCCUCCGUUGAGGCCACACGGCACAGGCCGGCAGGCGAGAGGGCCCAGGAGUGAGGCAUUCAGGGAAGCGGGUCAUUGGAGCUCCGUGGGGCUUAUGGCAGGAGUCCACUGCUCCAGCCUUUGUUUUGUUUGUCUUUUAAAAGUAUUUAUUUAUUUUGAGAGAGCGCACGAGCAGGGGAGGGGCAGAGAGAGAGGGAGAGGACAGAGAAUCCCUAGCGGGCUCCAUGCCGACAGCGCAGAGCCCAGCUCGGGGCUUGAACCCACGGAUCGUGAGGUCAUGACCUGAGCAGAGAUCAAGGGCUGAACGAACGCUUAACCGACUGAGCCACCCCGGCCCCCCUCCAGCCUUUGAAAGCCAGAGAGAGAUUCCUGGCCUAGGCUGGGCCUGCCUGGGGGCUCCUCCAGUACUCCAGGACAUGCGACUUGCCUGGGUAUUGUAUGACCAGGGAAACCCGGUUCAGAAUAUUAAGCCAGACCUUGGGGUCAGAGGUCAGCCUGGGGUAACACAGGAGGACCAGCGAGCCUCUGGAGCCCUCCUGUAUCCUGGAGGGACAAAGUGUGAGGGGGCAGCUGGACAAGCCCCCAGUUGGAGAGUCUCAGCCGUAGCUGGGGGCGGGGCCCCCGCCUGGGACUCAUCAUUUUUGAUAAGCCUUAAAUUGUUCUCUUUUUUACAGAUUUUUUUUUUUUUUUUUAAAUAAAAGCGUGGGGAACGAGA
Molecule: messenger RNA, 3879 nt
Organism: Panthera uncia (snow leopard)
Lineage: Eukaryota; Metazoa; Chordata; Mammalia; Carnivora; Felidae
Gene: ARRDC2
Product: arrestin domain containing 2
Exons: 8
Coding region: 1404-2627 (407 amino acids)
Biological process (GO): protein transport
Cellular component (GO): cytoplasm; plasma membrane
Source: RefSeq, a predicted model, not a curated record